AUGACAAGUCAUUGGAUCGAAUCAUUUGCAGAAGGAGGAGCCAAUAUGUUUUCUAACUCCCCCCUCCCGUGAGUGAACAAAACAUUAGAAAAAUCCCUAUUUUUUGCCUAAAAACCCACCCUCCGUGUGUGAACAAAAAUUUAUUAAUAGACAAUUUUUUUAUGGAAAAAAAUUUUGAUAUAUAAGUGAUAGUUAGUAUAAUGAAAUCUCGAGCUAAUUCUGUUUAAUUUUAAACAAAUUGCGUUUUAAAACAUAAAUUUUACAAAUUUUUAUAGAAGUGAGAUUUUUUUAAAUUUCGAAAAAAAAAUUUUAUAAAACAUUUAUAUAUAGAUAUUUUAAAAAAAAAAUUUUUUUUGUUCACUCACGGAGUGGGGAGUAAGUAUCUAUCAUCUGCAAAAAGACUAGGUGAAAUUACUGUGUACCAAGGCCUUUUUAGCAAUCCUCUUUUAUACAAAACAUUGUCAGAUACUGAGAUCUAUCGAACAGAUUUCCCUUUAAACGAUUAUAAUACCAUGCUGUAUUAUGAACCAAAAAAGUUUCACAAUUUUAAUCGUUUUUUUGCCCCAGGGACUAUUUUUCGUCAGUUAUACCCUACUGAAACUUUGGAUACAAUUUACGCAUUCCAAGUUUUUAAUUCCCCUUCAGUAUCAAUUCCAGCGCCAGAUCAUAUUUUAGCAACACUUUCUCAAGAGCCUAUUAUACAAGCUGAGCUUUCUAAAAGGUCGAAAGCUGAUUUAAGAAGAAUUUUGUCAAUCAGAGCAAAUGAGGUAGUCAAAGGCGGGAAUUUGCUUUUUGAUAUUUUAUCGAAACCAAAAGAUCUAUCAGUAAACUUUUCCUGGGACUGUUUAGAUCUGGCCUAUACAACAUUAAUUGAGCAAGGAGAAAUGUUUGAGGAGCAUGAAAAGCCAAAACUAAAUUUGCAUACUUGCUUUAGGUCAAAUGAAGAAGUAAAAGAAAUUUUAGAAGAGUUUAAAGAGAUAUGGAAAAUCAAGGAAAUUGAAGAAAAAACAAUAUCAAUGCCAGCUUAUGAAAAAUAUAUAAAAACUGGAGUUAUUGAUGAUUAUUUAGAUAACCUUGUCGAUUUUUGGAAAUACCCAUGCCUGAUUAUGAUGAGGAGAGUGCUAGGAUACCGAAAAACUCAUGAAGAAAUAUUACUAGACAUAGAUGCUAUUAUGAAUAUUUUUAAGGAUAUAUGUGGAGAAAUGAAACCAGUCACAGAACAGCAAAUUAGCUAUGUGGUCCUUGAAAAGAUUUAG
Molecule: messenger RNA, 1256 nt
Organism: Blepharisma stoltei
Lineage: Eukaryota; Ciliophora; Heterotrichea; Heterotrichida; Blepharismidae
Source: the annotation of a GenBank genome assembly